UCUCAUUCAUACCUUGCUAAUUUAAAUGAACAGCCCGUACAUUUAAAGUUUUAGACCUUGUUUUCGUAUACAGGAAAAGAGGUAUUAGAGAUUUUGAAGGUCUGAAAAAAAAAUCGCUUUGCCAGGUAAUCGGCACGGCAUACAUUUAUCAGUGUUGUCGCGGGGCCGUCUUCUUCCUAUCUAAACUCUCUACAUGGAUUUUAAUAUUUAAAUAGGACAAGCUGAAUGUGACGGUUGGCAGUGGACUUUUCUUCUAUCUUGGUUAUCGUGGACCAAUUGACACACUUACACAGGAAACCCUCAAUGAUGUAACAGGUGGAGAAUAUUAGGAUCUUUUGUUUUAACGGACUUUCAUUGUUUUAAAAACUGGACAGUAAAACGACCAUGCCGUGAAAAAGAGACAUGGGACCAAAACAGCAAAUCUUGGUGUUCUUAAUUAACCUGUGGUUGUGUGUUAUUGCUAAUAAGGUUGUGCUACCAAACUUUCAACAACUUCGCGCCAGUUACCCGGGUUACAAACACCAUGGCGGCAAAUUCAGGAACCACCAUCUUGUCCAGGUGAUCGGCUGUCGCUCAGACAAACUCCUGCACGAUACGAGUGCCCUCCGACUGUCCUACGCCCUAAAUAAGAUCGGCGGGGUUCACUCCCUCGGGAAAACCCUCAUCAGACUGUCAAAGUUUGGAGAGGACAGCGUGGUCGGUAGAGAUGGCCUCCAGUAUAUCUACCACCCUAUAGCCUAUGGCCCUUUCCUUGCCGAUAAGUAUGGGUACCCUAGCGUCUCCAAACUGCAUCAAAUGGACCCUGUCCACACCAAGAAAAACUUCUGGGGAAAACAGGGCAUUCUCAGAGUGAUUACCUAUACACAGCAUUCUAAUCUGCCUGUUGGACAUGUUGCAUUGUGGGAUUGUAAUAAAUUCUUCCAAUCAAAAGACUGGAUUGCAAUGCAUUCAUUAAUUACUGUGGAAUUCUGGGAAUCACCAGAUUCCAACUGCAGUGGUUCAUUGGAGCCACCAACAAUAACUGUAAACCACCAUAAGCACCAUAGACACAACCAGUCUCAUCAACCAAUGAAAACCAUCCAUUCAAAAGCCUCUGAGAUAUCCAGCCAAUCGGAAGCAAAAGUGGGCAGCCAAUCAAAAACAAUAUCCCAAACUGCCCUACAGUUGAAAAAUCCCAGUUCUGUUCUUCAUUUAAACAAUAAAGACACACAGAAACAGACAACUGAUCAGUUGUUACAUAACCCUUCAUACAGAAGAAAGUUUCUGAAAAAGUAUUUUCUCAGUAAUGGACAUUUACGUCAUGCCAAACACAGAGGACUUGUUUUAAAAGAAAAGGGAAAGCUCAAGUAACAAAAUGUCCAUCCAACAUGACUGUAAUGGUGCUACUCUCUAGUCAUCAACCUUUUAACCAGGACAGUGUCUAGCCAAGCUCCCCUUUAUAAAGUCUAAUUCAUAAACAGACUCAAGGGUAAUCUAAUGCAGCUAUCUCUGACUUAAAUGUCAACAUCAUCACUGGAAUAGAUGAAAGCUUAACAUAAUAUCGGAUUGAAAUCAUUUACCAUGAACUCAUGUUCCUUCAUUCAAUCCUAAGGCAUUUUAUUAAAAUCAUCAAUAGAAACUCCUUAGUGUAGAUAAUGUACUUGAAUUGCAUUUUCUUAUGUUUGAUUUUGUUAUUAUGGACAUAUUGUUCUAAGUUAUGUGAUGACUGGUGACAAUUAAUUCUUUUGUUUUAAUUCAGUAUCUAGCAUUAACUGGCUAGUCAAGUGUUGUCUGGGAAGCUGUGAAUGUUUUGAAUUAAGGAAUAAUUCAUAAUUUUUACUCUUAGUCCUUUUUCUUAUCAUUAUGAUGGUCUUAUUUCUUCUUUUUCUUUUAUUAUAUUAGUAUUUAUGCACUUGUUAAUUGCAUUUAAAUCAUCAUCAGUUUAAUGAUGAGACAGUGUAUAUUUUUCGUGAUUUUUUUUAUAAUUACAUAGUGCUUUGUAAUCUCUGUAAUUCAUGAUACAUCAAGUAUUGAGGACAGUAUGGCAUCUGUAUGUACAUGUAUUUGAAACUGGAAAUAUCAAAAUUGCCUCUUGAUUCUAAAAGUUUAAAUGCAUUCCUUUCCAUCAGUUCUUUAAUUAUACUUUUUGUCAUAUUUUUGUCUGGUAAAAAAAAAACUUUAAAGGCAAAAAAAGUUGGAAUGUGUCAAAAUGUGAAGGGAAAAAAUAAUGUGAGAAAUAGAGUAUUAAUGUUGUAUAAUCCUCUCUCAGUUUACAAAUGGACUUUUAGCUACAUUUCUCAGUUGUUAUAUCAUGCACAAACUAGACUCUUCUCCGAAUUCAUUGUAUGGCAAAUAACCGUAUCAUUGACACUAUGCAUAUAAGCUCAUUAAAAAAAAGAAUAUAUUUGAUUACAUUAUCAUUGCUUGCUCUGAACAGAGUCCUGUGACAAUUUUAUUGGCCAGUAAUACAAUCCUAAUUCUGAUUUAGAUAAAAUGUUUCCAUUGUGAUACAUUAUAAUCUGUACUGGGUGCCAUUGCGUAAUUAAAAUAAUGAUUGAUAGGAAAUGCGAUAAAUUGAAAAAGAAGUGACUUAAUGCUAGGGAGCCAAAGUCUUUACCACUAACAACACCUGCCUGGAUUAUGCAAACUGCAUUUAGACUGCAUUCCAAUAUUUUUAUGCAAAUGUCUUGUCAAUCCACUUCUUUACCUUUCAAAAUGUCUGCUCACUAGAGCAGAAAUAUUUAAUGAUGUAAUGCUUUGAAAAGACUAGCACAUUUUUUGUAGUGUCUGAACAUUUUAAUGGACUAUUUUUUCAGCAGAUUUUUUUUUCAAAACAAGAAAAUCAGAGGGCAUUAUUUUUUUUUUUUCUCUAUGUCCCUUAACAUUCAAGGUGAUUUUGAAUGAGAGUUCUUGUGCAUUUAGAGUGAGAGGGAUUUAAGCCUUUUUUUUUCGUUUACCAAGGAAAUAAGCUCUUCAAAGAGUAGAUGUGGAUUAUAACUACAUUAAACUUUUGUUAUGCUUUUAUGUUGUGAUUUGAGUAUAAAUAAAGAAUUAUGAAAGAUGAA
Molecule: messenger RNA, 3044 nt
Organism: Saccostrea cuccullata (small rock oyster)
Lineage: Eukaryota; Metazoa; Mollusca; Bivalvia; Ostreida; Ostreidae
Exons: 3
Coding region: 403-1350 (315 amino acids)
Source: RefSeq, a predicted model, not a curated record